UAAUAUAAACCCAACUUUGCCAUCCAGAAACUCCUCAGUUUUUUUUUUCUUCAUAUAGAGUAUUUUUUUCGAAAAAGUAAAUAAAUAUUGAGGAAGAAACCUGUAGAGAGAAUAAGAAGAAGACGACGAAGUCAAGAGAGAGAGAAAGAGAAGAGACGGCGACAACAAUGGCGGAGGAGACGAAGGAGAAUGAAGAGAGGGUUAAGCUGUUCGUCGGACAAGUUCCGAAGCACAUGACGGAGGCUCAGCUCCUCGCAUUGUUUCAGGAAUUCUCCAUCGUCGACGAAGUCAACAUCAUUAAGGACAAGAUAACGCGAGCUUCCCGAGGAUGUUGUUUUCUGAUAUGUCCUUCAAGAGAAGAAGCAGACAAGGUAGUCAAUGGUUGCCAUAACAAGAAGACAUUGCCUGGAGCAUCUAGUCCGUUGCAAGUUAAGUAUGCAGAUGGCGAGGUUGAAAGACUAGAGCACAAACUUUUCGUCGGUAUGCUUCCAAAGAAUGUCUCUGAGGCUGAAGUUUUAUCCUUAUUCUCCAAGUACGGAACCAUAAAGGAUGUCCAGAUUCUAAGAGGGUCUCUACAAACUAGCAAAGGCUGUGUAUUUCUUAAGUAUGAGUCUAAAGAACAAGCCGUCGCUGCUAUGGAAGCCAUCAAUGGGAAACAUAUAAUGGAGGCACCUGGAACUUAUGGGUACAUGCUACCACCUAUCCAGACUCAACCUGCAUUUCAAAAUGUGAUUUCACCGAACCAAGGUAAUAACAGCACGUUUCAGGGAGCCGCUGCUUUGGCCGAGUCUGUUCCACCACGUUUAGCCGGCCGUAGAAACUUCCCGGUGGCUCUUGGAAAUUACAGUUAUCACGGUCUUCAAUAUCCCAUGGCGUUUCCUAGAGGAAUGAUCAGCGCUCGCCUUCCUCUAACCUCGGUUCCACCUGGCAUUUCUAGCAACGGCGCAUCAACACCUUCCUCGUUUCAAACUGAAGGACCAGCGGGUGCAAAUCUAUUUAUCUAUAACAUACCUCGGGAAUUCGGGGAUCAAGAACUUGCGGUUGCGUUUCAAUCGUUCGGUAAGGUUGUAAGCGCCAAGGUGUUUGUAGACAAGGCCACUGGUGUGAGCAAAUGUUUUGGAUUCAUUAGCUAUGACUCACAAGAAGCUGCUCGAAACGCUAUUAACACGAUGAACGGUCGCCAAUUAAGCGGUAAGAAAUUGAAAGUCCAGGUUAAGAGAGACAACGGCCACCAACAACAGGUGCGGACAGUCACGGAUCCAGAAUAUAUUUUGGGUGGAAAGGCCUAUAAAAAUUAAUAUAUGUAUUUCCAUUUGAUGACAUUACAUAAUUCUGUUUUAUAUUUAUCAAGAAAGUGCAAUUAGAAAAGAAAACUAAUAAAAACGGUACAAUUAAAACAAGAUUCUUUCAUUUGUAUUUUGGAGCCUAAAGCAAGAAAAAAAUGCAUCAAACUAAGAA
Messenger RNA from Thlaspi arvense, 1458 nucleotides. NCBI's taxonomy places the organism in Eukaryota, Viridiplantae, Streptophyta, Magnoliopsida, Brassicales, Brassicaceae. The record is from the annotation of a GenBank genome assembly.